This is a messenger RNA of Seminavis robusta, 555 nucleotides long. NCBI's taxonomy places the organism in Eukaryota, Bacillariophyta, Bacillariophyceae, Naviculales, Naviculaceae. The record is from the annotation of a GenBank genome assembly.
AUGAUGCGAGCAGGAAGACUCGAGGACUAUUUGCGUCAUCGCGCUGAGGAACGUGCAGAGGAAGAAGCCUUUCAAGAAGCCGCCAUUCGUCAUUACGAGGAAGAGGAAAGAAUGAUGUUGCUGGAAGAAAAAGACAAGUGGUCAUUUUACAAAGGAAGCAAGAUCUUAUGGGACCAUUUGGACGAAACUCGUACCAUGGAGUCGGUCCUCCGUUUGCAGUACAAGUGGAAGCAACCUCUUUUUGAUUGGUUGAACAAUGAGUUGGGUGGACUCACUUCGCUCCACUGGUUCAACGUUACGUCAUUUGGACCAAACUUUACUUCGUAUGAUGGAUGGCCAUUUCCUGCCGAUUGGCGUGGUUGGGCAACUUGUGACUCGUUGAAGAGAAGGUGGACUGAUGGCAGCAGCAAUUCUGAUCGAAAGGUAUUGACCAACAAGGAUGCCAUUUUCGUGAUUUUCAACAAAAUCAUCAACCAUCGCGAACUGCUGAUUGAUGUCUGUAACGCCAGUCUGAAGAGUGCUGGCAUCUGGACACACGAGAUGAUGCAACAGUGA